This is a messenger RNA of Malaclemys terrapin pileata, 1332 nucleotides long. It is a transcript of the gene GPR135, whose product is annotated as G protein-coupled receptor 135. Gene Ontology annotation, biological process: G protein-coupled receptor signaling pathway. The record is from RefSeq and is a predicted model, not a curated record. Gene Ontology annotation, cellular component: membrane. Gene Ontology annotation, molecular function: G protein-coupled receptor activity. NCBI's taxonomy places the organism in Eukaryota, Metazoa, Chordata, Testudines, Emydidae. Bases 16 to 1314 code for a protein of 432 amino acids. The transcript has a single exon.
GGAUGCUCGCCGCUUAUGGAGCCGCCGUCGGCGAGCCCGGCGCUGCUGAGCGCCCUGUCCCGGGCGGGGGGCAAUGAGAGCGGCGGGGAGGCGCCGGCAGCUGACCCCGCCGCCGGGGCGGAGGAGGCGGGCUGGUCGGGCGCGGCGCUGGCCUCGCAGGCGCUGCUGCUGGUGCUGAUCUUCGCCCUGUCGGCGCUGGGCAACGGGGCCGUGGUGCUGGUCAUCGCCCGGCACCGGCAGCUGCGCACCGUCACCAACGCCUUCGUGCUGUCGCUGUCGCUCUCCGAGCUGCUGGGCGCGCUGCUCUGCCUGCCCCUCGCCUUCCUGCGCCUGCUGAGCCGCCCGCGCGGCGCCUGGCUCUCGGGCCGGCGCCUGUGCCUGGCCAGCGCCGCCCUGCACGCCGGCCUGGGCAUCGCCGCCACCCUCACCAUGGCGCUGCUCGCCUUCGACCGCUACUGCGCCAUCGUGCGCCAGCCCCGCCGCAAGAUGGGCCGCCGCCGCGCCGCCCAGCUGCUGGCCGCCGUCUGGCUGGCGGCGCUCGGCUUCGCCGCGCCCUGGUACCUGCUGGCCCAGGCGGCGGGCGGGGGCCACGGGGCCGGCUCGGGCCGCUGCACCUACGUGCUGCUGCCCUGGGGCUCGUCGCGGCUGGGCCCGCCCUACAGCGCGGUGCUGAUCGUGCUCUGCUACCUGCUGCCCUUCGCCCUCAUGUGCUUCUGCCACUACAACAUCUGCCGGGCCGUGCGCCUCUCCGAGAGCCGGGUGCGGCCGCUCACCACCUACGGCCACCUGCUGCGCUGCUACGGAGAGAUGCGCACCGCCACCACCGUGCUCAUCAUGAUCGUCUCCAUCAUCUGCUGCUGGGGGCCCUACUGCGUCCUGGGGCUGGCGGCCGCCGCCGGCCACCUGCCCUUCUCGCCCACCGUGGACGCCGUGGCCAGCUGGAUGGCCUGGGCCAACGGCGCCAUCAACCCGCUCAUCUACGCCGCCCGCAACCCCAACAUCGCCAUGCUGCUGGGCCGCAGCCGCGAGGGCGGCUACCGGACUAGGAACAACGUGGCCGCUUACCUGGCCGCCCGGGGCCAGCGCCUGGAGGCCCGCGGCCGGGCCGAGCCAGGCCGGGAGCGCUACGCCCAGCAGCGGCCCGGCGGCCACGCCGCCAGCACCCUCUCCUCCUCCAGCCCGGCCAGCGGCGGCGAGGUGGCCAUGUGGGCUUGCAAGAACCCGGCCGUGCUCUUCUGCCGCGACGCGCAGCCCGACACGGCCUCCCAGGCUGCCCUGCCGCCCAAAUCCGACACCGCUGAUACCAGCCUCUGAAGCGGCCGGGGGGGGGGG